AUGCGUGUCCCAGACCUCAUCAGCACCUCCCAACCCGACGCCAACGCAACAUCGCGACGUACACGGCGACGUCAUGACAACACCAGCUCUUCACCGUCCUCAUCGGCCUCCGCAUCGCCGUCGCCAGAAGAUGCACCGCGACCACCAGCGAACAAGAGGCGCAAGACGACAACAGAAUCCGCUGGAGGAACUGCAUACGCGCGGAGAAAGCGCGCCGUGACCGCGUGCGAGUUCUGCCGUCUGCGCAAAACGAAGUGCGACAAUGCCCGGCCGGUGUACGGCUUCUGCCGCCGGCAACGCGCAACUUGUGUCUACGGUGACGAGGAAGAAGAGAACGGGGGUAAUGUUGCGAGAAAUCACGAGGAAGAUUCCAGUGCCGUGAUAUUGGAGCGGCUGGAUGAGAUUAAACAAUUGCUCCAGAGCUCACCGAGGGGCUUGGCGCCGACGGCCGCGUAUCCCGCGUAUCAGCCGGAACCCACUGCCGGCGCCGCCGUGCCAUCGCCGGGACACCAAGGUUUCGACGUAGAAGGGGCCUCUGACCGCGAUGAGACUUCGCGGACGCUUUAUUCUGCGCUGCGGUGCGAGUCGAUGCUCCGCUGGCCUGUGUUUGAUGGGCUUAUACCGGAGGAAGAUGCGCGGAUCGAGUCUUUUAUACUCGAGUUUGGUGCGGACCUGGAUGAUGCGCCAGCUGUCGAGGAGAGGAGAGGACCGUCGUCGACUUCAUACGGAGCAACUGCGGGAUCUGGGAUAAGGGAUGAUGCAUUCGUGCCGUUGUGCCAGAAGUUCCUGAUGCAUGUCCACCCGCGGAAUCCCAUCCUCGAAGGCAGGGAACUAGUAACCUACGCAAAGCGGGCGGCCGAACACGGUGUGGGAUGGGAUUCAGCCUCAUGCUUAGUGUUGCUCGCCUGCGCCUUGGCUUGCCUCACGACACCAUGGCUCCCACCCAUCGAAGACAGCCCUUUUAUGAUGACAGUCGCCUCGGAAGAUGUGGCAGAGAUGCCCCUUCCCGCGAUCAUAGAGCCGGAGGACUGCGGCGUGGCAGAUGCAUACUAUCUCGCCGCAUCAAAACGCAUCGGUCUACUCGGCCCGUCCAUUCUCGACAUACAAUGUCUAUUCCUGGCUUCCAUGUACGAAAAGUGUCGUCUACGCCCUCUGAGAGCGUGUUUCUACAUCCAGCAAGCGUCGACGCGUCUCCAAGCGCAUCUCCUCCGGAGAGGUAGACGGCCGUGGAGGGCAGCUAGUGGCAGGGAAGAGCCGACGCAGCCUCUCGAGCAGCGCGUCUUUUGGUCCUGCUUCAAAGCCGAAAACGAAAUCCUGCCCACCUUAGGCCUGAGAUCAAGCGGCCUCGAGGACUUCACCUAUCCAGACUCCUUCCCCGCCCCGCCGUCGACCCUCUCCUCGGCCAGGCCCGCCGCCGGCGACUACUACGCGUGGUCGCCCAUGUCCGACGACCAGCAGCGCGUCGAGGAGGAGCGCAGCUGGCUGUACUAUCUCGCCGAGAUCUCGCUUCGGCGCACCAUCAAAGACACCAUGGCGGUGCUGUACCGCAAGGGCGAGACGUACUGGCUGCAGAACGAGCAGCUCCUGGUGCGACAGUAUGACGAGUUCGAGAAGGAAAUUUCCCAGCUGCAUUCUCACCUGCCGCCCCUGAUUCAGUUCGACGAGCACCGCCACGCCGACAACGAGCUCGCGUUCUAUCUGCAGGGCAGGUUCCAGGGGUGGCGCGAGGCGACGCUGCGGCCGCUGCUAUACUGCGCGCUCCACGCUCCCGGGGAGGUCAGCGCCAGGGUUGUCGAGCUGGCGCAGAAGGCGGUGGAUACGUGCUCUGCCAUGAUUGUCAAGACCGCAUAUCACCAUCGCCACGGGGGCAGUUGGUUCGUGGCGAGGAGGGCGUUCUCCUGCGCAAUGAUAAUUCUUGCCGCGAGGCUGCGGGAUGGGCCCGUGAGGGCGCCGCCGAACUGGAGGGCAUUGGUCAGAGGAUGA
Molecule: messenger RNA, 1983 nt
Organism: Colletotrichum siamense
Lineage: Eukaryota; Fungi; Ascomycota; Sordariomycetes; Glomerellales; Glomerellaceae
Exons: 5
Coding region: 1-1983 (660 amino acids)
Biological process (GO): regulation of DNA-templated transcription; DNA-templated transcription
Molecular function (GO): DNA binding; zinc ion binding; DNA-binding transcription factor activity, RNA polymerase II-specific
Source: RefSeq, a predicted model, not a curated record